GGAGGUUGGACAUCGCCGCACGGCCAGGCCGAAGAUGCUCAGCCUCGCCUCCUCCUACACCGCCUUCGGAUUCGCGCCGGGCGCGGCUGCGGCCGUUUUGCCGGCGCGACGCGUUAUGAUCGCGGCCGCGUCGCACCCGGCCAUGUCGGCCACGGGCACGGAGACGCUCGACUUCACCGGCGGUGCACUCCGCAACAACAAGGACCUGACUGACACGGACCUGACGCGGAUGGGCCGGCGGGCGCGGCCGAACAUCGACUGGUCCAACCUGCGCGCGCGGCUCGAGGUCGAGUUUGGCUUCAAGGAGGAGGAGCUCAAGCAGUACGACGACGUGUCAAAGGCGGACCUCCUCAAGGGGUACGAGAUGAUGCAGCUGUGCCGUCAGUUCGAGAACGCCUGCAACCAGGCGUACAUGCAGGGCCACAUCCGCGGCUUCAUGCACCUGGACAACGGCCAGGAGGCGAUCCCGGCGCUGAUUGCCGACGCGAUCAAGCCCGGCGACAAGGCCGUCUCGUACUACCGCGAGCACACGCACGCCCUCGCCAAGGGCGUCUCGCCCGACGCGAUCAUGGCGGAGCUGUGGGCAAAGGACGGCGGCACAUGCCGCGGGACGGGCGGGUCGAUGCACAUCUACGACAAGGAGACAAACUUCCAGGGCGGCUGGGCUCUCGUCUGCGAGCAGCUGCCGUACGCCGCCGGCGCCGCGCGCUCCAUCCUCCUCGACCGGCAGCUGGACCCCGACGGGACGAAAGACGACGACCGCAUCGCCGUCGUGUUCGUCGGCGAGGGCGGCGCGCAGAACGGGCGGAUGGCGGAGUGCCUCAACGCGGCCGCGAAGGAGAACCUGCCCCUCCUCUUCAUCGUCAUCGACAACGGGCGCGCCAUCAACACCUUCACGCCCGACGUCGCCGCCAACAACGACGUCUUCGAGCAGGGGCAGCACUACGGCGUGCCCGGCAUCCGCGUCGACGGCGGCUCGAUGGAGCAGACCCUCAAGACGGGGCGCGCCGUGGUCGACUACGUGCGCACGAAGGGGCCCGCCAUCAUGCAGGUGCACACGUACCGCUUCCAGGGCCACUCGCCCGCCGACCCGGAGCACGAGCGCGGCCGCAAGGACGAGAAGAAGUGGGCGCGCGCGGAGGCGGACCCGAUCAAGCUCUUCGAGGCGGACGAGGCGGCGAGCGGGCUCGACCUCGACGGCGCCCUCAAGAGCGUCAAGGCCGUCGUCAAGCAGUCGCUCGACUUUGCGCGCGAGUCGCCGCCGCCGCCCGCCGAGCUCGCGAAGGAGCUCGAGUUCCCGGACGCGCCGUCGACGGACUACAACGCGCGGCCGCCGCCCGCCGGCGCCGACGCGAUCACGCGAGCGACGACCGACCCGGAGGCGCUCGCCACUUGCGAGGCGCACGUCGCCGAGCUGCAGUCGCUGGCCAAGCGCGGCGAGAUCUCGAUCGCCGACGCCGUUAACCUCGCGGUGCUGGAGGAGAUGCUGCGCGACCCGACGACGGUCUGCCACGCGGAGGACCUGCAGGCGGGCUCGUCGUACAACAUCCCCAAGCUGACCCAGCAGACCUUCGGCAAGUUGCGCGGCGCGGACGAGAUCAUCGACGAGGGCCACUUCCUCGGCAAGGCGAUCGGGGAGGGCAUGAACGGCUACCGGCCGAUCGUCGAGAUGAUGAACACCAACUUCGCCAUCUACGCCAUGGCCGAGAUCUCGUCCGCGGGCAACACGUUCGCCACCACGGGAGGCCAGUUCCAGAUGCCGCUCACCAUCGUCGGCGCGGGCGGCACGGCGCCCAACCAGGCGCUGGGCGCGGAGCACUCGCAGCCCUUCCACGCGUACAUCAUGGGCAUCCCGGGGCUCAAGAUUGGCGCCGCCGCCUCGCCCGACGCCGCCUACGGGAUGACCAAGUCGAUGAUCCGCGACAACGGCCCCUGCUUCCUCUUCCUGCCCGUCAAGAUGAUGAAGGAGACCAAGGGCCACGCCGCCGUCGGCGAGUGCAUGCCGAUCAACAAGUGCAAGCUGGUGCACAAGGCGUCGGACGACGCGGUGGCGGGCGGGCGCGCGGUGACAGUCCUCACCUACCUGCACGGCCUCAAGGAGUGCCAGUCGGUCCUGCCCGAGAUCCAGGCCGAGGGGCUCGACAUCGACCUGAUCGAGCUGCGCUCGCUCAAGCCGCUCGACAUGGAGACCAUCCGCGACUCGCUCGCGCGCACGCACAAGGUUGCCAUCCUCGACGAGUCCACCAACUCGGGCGGCGUCGGCGCGACCGUCUCCGCGCUCAUCCACGAGCAGUGCUUCGACCUGCUCGACGCGCCCGUCAAGCGGCUGUGUAUGGACGACGCGCCUGUGCCGUAUGCUUCGUCGAUGGAGGUCGCCGUCGUCAAGCGCGGCUCGGACGUGGUCAAGGCCGUCUUCGACUUUAUGCUCAAGAAGAUCUGAGGCGGGGCGCGAGAGAGGAGGGGGUGAGGGGGGAACCCCCUCCCCCUCCCUCCGUCGGCCUUCCAUUCGCUGUGCACCCUCAGCGGAGAGAGCGACACGGCUGCUGCUGCACCGCACCGCCUCCCGGCGCGGAGGCGGUCGUCUAUGGACAUUUGCGAGGCUCGAGAGGGCGUUGCGUUGCGCGCGGGCGGAUCGCGCACGCUGUGGGUGGGUGGGUGGCGGCGGUCGAUGCGGGUGUAAGAGCAACGGGCGAGUGGUGAGUGACGUGUUUGGGGGGGGGCUCCGCGCCGUGGUGCGCCGGCAUGUUUUUGUUGCAUAUUGUGGAGAGCGAGAGGGGGACGCGCGAGUGUCGCGGUGCGGGGAAAUCUGCACUGGGGCACUUGACGUUAGUUAAUGCUGGGGGUGUGGGGC
Messenger RNA from Emiliania huxleyi CCMP1516, 2851 nucleotides. Its product is annotated as pyruvate dehydrogenase E1, alpha subunit. The transcript is spliced from 7 exons. Lineage: Eukaryota; Haptophyta; Isochrysidales; Noelaerhabdaceae. The record is from RefSeq and is a predicted model, not a curated record. Gene Ontology annotation, molecular function: oxidoreductase activity, acting on the aldehyde or oxo group of donors, disulfide as acceptor. The coding region runs from base 35 to 2440 and encodes 801 amino acids.